AUGAUGUACUUCGUAGACUAUAACCGUCCGUAUCGUCCGUCACUAAACUUCAGAAAUUUUUUUGGCAGACCAACAACAUUUUCGGAGUACGAGCUUCUGUUGUGCUACGGAAAAGGUGACUGCAAACAUCGCAGUACACAGUAUGCAUUAGAGUACGGUUACAGUCAUGGAUUCGUGCCAAUAAACAACUACUUUCCAAAGAUGCCUUGCCCUGGACCUACACCCUAUAAGUUUCAGACACUUUAUGCAAUCAAACCUGAUGAAAAGUCAAUCAUGUCUUACAUCGUUAACCGUGGACCUGUCAUACUGCACUUAUAUCUACCCGUACAACUACUAAAGAAUUACAUUGGUUCUGGAGUAAUAGGACCAUUCCCGGAAUGUAAAGAUAAAGUCUCAAAUCAUGCAAUGGUUGCUGUAGGUUUUGGGGAACAAUUCGGUAUGAAGUAUUGGCUUUUGAAAAACAGUUGGGGAAUUGAUUGGGGAGAUUAUGGUUACAUAAGAUGGCGACGUGGUAUUAAUGCUUGUAACAUUGAAGCCAAUCCAGUCGGCGGAUCAUUUGUUGUACACCCUUGGCAAGACCAAUUUUAA
Enterobius vermicularis (human pinworm) is the source of this 588-nucleotide messenger RNA. NCBI's taxonomy places the organism in Eukaryota, Metazoa, Nematoda, Chromadorea, Rhabditida, Oxyuridae. The record is from the annotation of a GenBank genome assembly.